GUUUGUGUUCGACGCUAGUGUCGUGUACUUGGAUUUAAUUUAAUCCCCCAAGACAAAAAUUUCCCAGUUAGGUUUUGGAAUAAAAAUCCCAAGUUUCUCUUCUUGAUUUGCUGUUUUGCUGUGUUCUUGAGAUAUGGCAGGGAGAGAAGUUCGUGAGUACACCAAUCUGAGCGACCCCAAAGAUAAAAGGUGGGGCAAAGGAAAGGACAAACUGGACGAUGAAGAUAUUGCUUUCCAGCGUAUGGUUGCCAAGAUGCAAGAGGUUGCUGGAGAACGUGGAGGCUACCUACAUGGGCGAGGCGCUUUGGACAGUGAUGAUUUACUCUAUCUCAAGGAGCAGAUGGAAGCAGAGGAGGAUGCUGAACGCCUCCUGCGCCGUACCGAGAAACGGGCAUUUGCUGCAUUUAAGAAAGCUGCAAGUUUAGCAGAUUCCUCACCUGCAUCCUUUCCUCUUCCCCUUCGAGUUGAACCCAAGCCAAAGAGUGGAAUCAGACAGCAAGAUUUGCUGAAAAAAGUUGUGGAAGUUAAACCGAAACGGCCCAAAAUUUCAUCCCCCUCGAGCUCUGAGCCUGAGGGGAAUCAAUCCAAUUUACAAUCUCAGGGGCAGGAGUCCAACCUUGAGAAGAAGAUUGGGCAUUGUGUUUCGGAAUCAAAUACAGCAGAAAAGCAGAAUAAGGUGGAAAAGUCUACCAAAUCCUUAUUAGGCUUAGCCUAUGCAAGUUCUGAUGAUGAUGAUGAUGAUGAUGAUGAUGAUUGACUGAUAUAUACAUGCAUUUGACUUGUAAUCUACAUGAACAUGAACAUGACUUUGUUUUUGUUUUUCUCCCCCCAUAACAAACGCUCACAUUUUGUAGUAGGUUUAAUAUCGUAUUUGACCUUUAGGUAUUUUAAGAAAAUUUUCAAUAUGGCAUCUUAUAAAAUAGUAUAAUGUGGAACCUGUAUCAUGUAUACUACUAUUUCUUGCGUUA
This is a messenger RNA of Gossypium raimondii (Peruvian cotton), 968 nucleotides long. RefSeq lists its product as uncharacterized. NCBI's taxonomy places the organism in Eukaryota, Viridiplantae, Streptophyta, Magnoliopsida, Malvales, Malvaceae. Bases 134 to 757 code for a protein of 207 amino acids. The record is from RefSeq and is a predicted model, not a curated record. The transcript is spliced from 6 exons.